Octopus sinensis (East Asian common octopus) is the source of this 1466-nucleotide messenger RNA. Its product is annotated as protein mono-ADP-ribosyltransferase PARP14-like. The transcript has 11 exons. The record is from RefSeq and is a predicted model, not a curated record. Gene Ontology annotation, cellular component: nucleus; cytoplasm. Gene Ontology annotation, molecular function: NAD+ poly-ADP-ribosyltransferase activity; transcription corepressor activity. The coding region runs from base 60 to 1388 and encodes 442 amino acids. Gene Ontology annotation, biological process: negative regulation of gene expression. Lineage: Eukaryota; Metazoa; Mollusca; Cephalopoda; Octopoda; Octopodidae.
ACCACCAAGUUUCACUUUUGCUCAGAGCUGUGACGAGAGCAAAAAUACAUGUUGAAAUCAUGGAAAAGAGAGAAACCCGACCACGAUACUUUCUUGGUUUACUACAGAAAUUAUCCUCCAUGACAUCCAGAGAAUAUUAUGGCAUAGAAAUAAACCUAAUGAUUGAUUCAAUUUCUAAUGUAUCUGUUGAUGUCAUCGUUAACAGCACCAACGAACAUCUCCAGCUUGACAGUGGUGCUAUUUCCAAAUUAAUUCUCAAUGCUGCUGGUCCACAGAUACAAAGGGAAUGUAACAGGAAAUAUCCUCAAGGUAUUUCAAUAUAUGAAAUAGCCGUCACUAAAGGAUAUAACCUCAAAUGUGAGAAUGUAUUUCAUCUGGUAUUACCUCCCUGGGAUGAAACUUUUUCUCAUUCAAUUCUGGUAAACUUGACUCAAAUAAUAACCAUUUGUCUGGAAGAAGCUGAGGAAUUGGGAGCAAAAAGCCUUGCAUUUCCUAUAUUAGGAGCUGGAAAAUUGAAGUACCCCAUUGAAAACCUACCCAGAACUAUGUAUGAAGCAGUGAAAAACUACUCAAUUCAAAAUUCAAGCCAGAUCAAAGAUGUUUACUUUGUGGUUUAUCCUCAAGACACAGAAAUAGUAACGAAAUUUAAAGAAUAUUUCCAAGAAAUUUUAACAGAUGGUUCAACUGCAUCAUCAGCUUCAACCAAGUCUGAACCAGAGAAGUCACAGAAGAAAAAAUUUAGGCAUCGAAAUGUGAAAAAAGGUGUGCACAGGCUUUGGAGAAAAUUCUGGCCUUUUGAAAAGAACAAAGAAUUGGUCCCUGUUACAUGGUCACUAAUGGGAGACAAAGAAUUAUUUAAAACUGUUAAAGUCACAAAAGGACCAGAAUAUGAUGACAUCCGGGCCACUUUCCGUCGGAAUUUGCCUUCCUAUCGUAUAAUCAAAAUUGAGAGAAUUCAAAAUAAAACAUUGUACCAGGGAUACCAAGCAUUGAAAAAAAAGUUUGAGGCAGAAAAUCCAAAGAUUACAAAUGAAGUUGAUGGCCUUUGGCAUGGUACUGCUGAAGGAGCUGUUGAGGGAAUAAAUAAAUCAGGAUUCAACCGUAGCUAUUGUGGUAGAAAUGCCACAGUAUUUGGUGAAGGUGUUUAUUUUGCCAAAGACAUCCAAUAUUCUGCAAAUGAUACCUAUUCUACUCCUGACCAUCACGGAACAAAGAGAAUAUACCAAUGCAGUGUUCUUGUGGGAAAAGUGAUGCGAGGACAACACGGAUUAAAAGUCUUACCGGAUUCAUACAAUUCUGCUGUUGAUAAUAUUCAAAGACCCAGUAUUUAUGUUAUUUUCCAUGACUCUCAAGCAUAUCCUAAAUAUUUGAUUACAUUCUCUAAUUAGUGAAUAUAAUUGGAAUUCAUAAAACACAUAUAAUGUGAACAGGAAUAUAUUUAACAGAAGAAAGACUAAGAAAAUACA